AGGACCGAUCAGCCCGUACGGGUCGAAGAUCAUGGCCAUGUCUGAGGCCACGACACGCUUCGUGAUCACUGCAACGUCGUUCCACUUUGGCGAUCUGAAACGGAAACAGUCCGUACUUGGCUCCCAGACGAGCCCGAGCGUCUUGACGGUUGCGUCAGACGUGUCCAGUUCUAGCAGGGUCCGUUCGUCGCGAAGAUGUUCCGGGACGUCGAGCAGGAUGUCUCGGGAGUUAGAAUGCCACUUUCGCAACGAGAAUCCGCCAGAUUCCAUCAGAUCGACCAUUUCGGCGACUAGCUCUUUUCCUUCUGCGACCGUGUGCGCACCUGCCAGCAUGUCGUCAACGUAGAAGUCACGUUUGAGGACCUUGGCAGCGGAUGGAUGCGUCUUUUCUCCGAUCUCACCGAGUUUUUGCAAGCACUUGGUCGCUAAAUACGGCGCAGACGCCGUUCCGUACGUGACAGUUGUCAGCUCGUAGAUUCGGAUGGGUUCGUCAGCAUUGUCUCUCCAAACGAUUCUCUGCAGUCUCUGGUCGUCAGGCUGGACGCGAAUCAUACGGUACAUCUUGGCGAUGUCAGCGACGAUGGCAACAGCGUGAAGUCGAAAGCGUAGCGCAAUGUCCAGUAAAUCGUCCUGCACAACUGGUCCCACCAUGAGCGCAUCGUUCAGAGCAACUCCGGUAGACGUGCGACACGAAGCAUCAAACACCACGCGGAGCUUCGUAGUGGUGCUGUCCGGCCUCAAGACGCAGUGGUGUGGCAGGUCUGGAUUCGCUGACAGCCGCUUCUCCAGUCCCAGGAAGCGUUUGAUGGCUGUUGAUCUGGACUCACCGAGACGCUGGACAGCGUACUUCUUUUGGGCAGCGUCACAACAAAUCUGCCAGUCUCAUCACGAACCGUCGUCUCCUCGAACAGCUGCUCGCACAAGGAUUCUUCGAUCGAGUGCGUGCUCUUGGUGCGGCACGUUUCCAGUUCCCAAAAUCUGGUCAGCAGCUCGUCGAUUGCCGCGACGGAUACGAGAGACGUCGAUUCUGGAACGCUGCCGGGAAGCCGGCCGGAAAUGAUCCAACCGAACACCGUGUUGUGCAGCGUGGGACCGUCUGCAGCUGGUUUCACCCGUUCGUCCGUCAGCAAGUCCAUGUAGAACUCGGCACCGAUAAUGACGUCCACUGGACCGGUUUUGUGGAACUCCGGAUCAGCCAGGAACAUCCAGUCGGGCAGCUGAAUUGUAGCCGGGUCGAUGUACGACGUCGGCAACGAGAUGUUGAGCUUGGGCAGGACGUGGAACUGCAUCUCCGACUCGUACGCUGAAAUCCGAUCAGAACGCGGACCGACAUCUGCACGCACGAGCUGCGUCGACACGCAACGCGA
This is a messenger RNA of Culex quinquefasciatus (southern house mosquito), 1367 nucleotides long. RefSeq lists its product as uncharacterized. The transcript is spliced from 2 exons. NCBI's taxonomy places the organism in Eukaryota, Metazoa, Arthropoda, Insecta, Diptera, Culicidae. The coding region runs from base 614 to 1060 and encodes 148 amino acids. The record is from RefSeq and is a predicted model, not a curated record.